Striga hermonthica is the source of this 3162-nucleotide messenger RNA. Lineage: Eukaryota; Viridiplantae; Streptophyta; Magnoliopsida; Lamiales; Orobanchaceae. The record is from the annotation of a GenBank genome assembly.
AUGAAAAUCAGGAGGAAGAACAUCAGCAUUUGUGGGUUUUCCAUGAAAAGCUCAGAUGAAGGAGUUUUGCAGCAAAGUGAAGCCAUUGAAGUCUUGUCGAAUGAGGACAUAAUUGCACAUUUGAAAUCAAUUCGUGAUUUGCAUCAAGCAUUUUCCUUCUUUAAAGAUGUGGCCGGUAAGUCGCAGGUCGUGCACACUACAGAAACUUGUAAUUAUAUGCUUGAGCUCUUGAGGGUCCAUGGCAGGAUUGGGGAUAUGGUUGUGGUGUUUGAUGUGAUGCAAAAGCAAAUUAUUUACAGGAGUUUAGAUACUUAUCUCAUUAUAUUCAAGAGUCUAAGCGUGAGGGGAGGUAUCCAGCAGGCCCCAUUUGCGCUCGAGAGGAUGAAAAAAUCCGGGUUUCUUCUGAACGCAUAUUCGUUCAACGGGUUAAUACAUUUGCUCAUUCGAGCAGGAUUUUGUAAAGAGGCUUUGGUGAUCUAUAGAAGAAUGGUCUCAGAAGGACUAAAACCCAGCCUUAAGACAUAUUCUGCUCUAAUGGUCGCUAGCGGCAAGAGACGAGACACUGAAACAGUCAUGGGCUUGCUGCAAGAGAUGGAAAAUUUGGGAUUGAGGCCAAAUGUCUAUACCUUCACUAUUUGCAUCCGGGUCCUCGGGCGUGCAGGAAAGGUUAACGAAGCUUAUAGUAUUUUUAAUAGGAUGGACAAGGAGGGAUGUGCGCCUGAUGUUGUUGCAUACACAGUUCUCAUUGAUGCUUUAUGUAAUGCAGGAAAAAUCGAUUUUGCCAAUAAAGUGUUUGAGAAAAUGAAAUCAAGCAGCAUUAAGCCUGAUCGUGUGACUUAUAUAACUAUGCUUGACAAAUUUAGCGACCGUGGAGAUUUGGCCUCGGUGAGGAAGUUUUGGAGACUGAUGGAGGCUGACGGUCAUAGAGCUGAUGUCGUUACUUUCACUAUACUCAUUGAUGCUUUGUGCAAAGUGGGGAGAAUUAGUGAAGCUUUUGCAGUUUUAGAUAAAAUGAAAGAAAAUGGGAUCUUGCCGAAUCUUCAUACUUACAAUACUCUGAUAUGUGGGCUUUUAAGAAUGAAGAAAAUGGACCAAGCAUUAGAGUUAUUAGGUAAGAUGGAAACUUGUGGAAUUAAGCCAGAUGCAUACACGUAUAUCCUAUUCAUCGACUCCUACGGGAAAUUAGGAGAAGUGGACAAAGCUAUGGAGACUUUCGAGAAAAUGAAGUCACGUGGCAUUGCUCCAAGUGUUGUUGCCUGCAAUGCUUCUCUAUAUGGUCUUGCUCAGGCUGGUCGGUUUUCAGAGGCUAAAACGAUUUUUUAUGGCAUAAAAAAGAGCGGGCUUGUGCCUGAUUCUAUUACCUAUAACAUGAUGAUGAAAUGUUACAGUAGUUCCGGGAAAAUCGAUCUAGCAGUUAAGUUGUUUAAUGAGAUGAUUGAUAGCGGCUGUAAUCCUGAUGUAAUCGUGAUUAACUCGCUGAUAAACACCCUUUACAAGGCCAACCGGUCGAGUGAGGCUUGGGAUAUGUUCUUCAAGAUGAAGGAACUGAAGCUUGUCCCUAGUGUUGUGACUUACAAUACUUUGUUGGCUGGUCUGGGGAAAGAGGGUCGAGUUCGAGAGGGGUGUGUGUUAUUCGAGAGCAUGGCAGAAAGUGGUUGCCAUCCAGAUACGAUCACUUUUAAUACUCUUUUGGAUUGCCUCUGUAAGAAUGGUGAUGUUGAUUUGGCGCUGAAGAUGCUCUAUGAAAUGACGAAAAAGGAUUGCUUGCCGGACCUGUUUACUUACAACACGGUCAUAUAUGGUUUGGCGAAGAACGAUAGGGCUGCAGAAGCUUUUUGGGUUUUCCAUCAGAUGAAAAAGAUGAUUUAUCCCGAUAAUGCGACUCUGUACUCUCUCCUGCCAGGUGUCGUGAAAGCCGGUUUGAUUGAUGAUGCUUUCAAAAUCGUUGAGGAUUUUACCAAUAGAAACACGGCUAAUAAUUCGUUAUGGGAAAAUUUGGUAACUGGAGUUUUGAAGGAAGCAGAGCUUGAUCUUGUCAUUUCUUUUGUGGAAAAAUUGGUGUUGUUCGGUGUUUGCAAACACGGCUCGGUGAUGGAGCCGAUCAUUAAACUGCUGUGCAAGCAAAAGAAAUCCCUCGAUGCCCACAAAUUAUUCGAGAAAUUCACAAAGUAUUUCAAGAUUCGACCGACUGGGAAAACAGUAUAUUAUUUGAUCGGGGGGCUUCUCGAUAUUCACCUCAAUGAGCUCGCUUGGGCGAUUUUCGAGGAUAUGAAAACUGCAAUCUGUGUUGAGGUGCCAGUCUACAAUUUGAUGCUCGACAAUCUCGGGAAGUCCGGAAAGGUAGACAAACUUUUAGACACGUACAAUGAGAUGGUCCGUAGAGGAUGCAAGCCCGGCAACAUAACUCACAACAUACUAAUUUCGGGCCUUGCAAAGUCGAACAAAUUGGAAGCAGCAUUAGAUUUGUACUACAAUCUCAUAAGCAAAGGCUUUUCUCCUACUCCUUUUACGUACGGCCCACUCAUAGACGGCCUUCUGAAGGCACAAAGGUUAGACGAGGCAAAGAAUUUGUUCGAAGAGAUGCUCGAAUAUGGGUGCAGGCCUAAUUGUGCAAUCUAUAAUAUUCUUAUCAACGGGUUUGGAAAGUCAGGUGAUGUUGAAACCGGCAUUGAACUGUUUAAUAGAAUGGUUAGCGAGGGAGUUAGACCAGAUAUGAAGUCGUAUAGCAUUUUAAUCGACUGCUUUUGCAUGCUCGGUAGAAUAGAUGAGGCAGUGUAUUAUUUUGAGGAAAUCAAGGCUGCCGGGCUCGAUCCAGAUCUAUUCUGUUACAAUGUUAUCAUGAAUGGGCUCAGCCGAGCAGGAAAAGUGAAGGAGGCAUUGACUAUUCUAGACGAGAUGAGGGGCCGAGGGAUGAAUCCCAACCUUUAUACUUUUAAUUGUUUGAUAUAUAAUCUUGGAAUAGCUGGGAAGGCCGAGGAAGCUGAGAAUAUUUACAAGGAGCUCAAGCUAAUGGGUCUUAAGCCCGAUGUAUUUACGUAUAAUGCUCUGAUUAGGGCGUAUAGCACGUGCGGGGACAUGGAUCGUGCGUACGGAAUGUACGAGGAGAUGAUGGUCAGGGGUUGUAAUCCUAAUUCUGAGACCUUUUCUCAGCUUCCAAACUGA